Polypterus senegalus (gray bichir) is the source of this 3393-nucleotide messenger RNA. RefSeq names its product zinc finger protein 260-like. Lineage: Eukaryota; Metazoa; Chordata; Cladistia; Polypteriformes; Polypteridae. Gene Ontology annotation, molecular function: RNA polymerase II cis-regulatory region sequence-specific DNA binding; DNA-binding transcription factor activity, RNA polymerase II-specific. Gene Ontology annotation, biological process: regulation of transcription by RNA polymerase II. The record is from RefSeq and is a predicted model, not a curated record.
GGCACAUGAACAGUGUUAAGCGGUGGCUGGUAGUGGCGGUUUGCUGUUAGAAGAAGCGGCUCUUUGAAAGAGGAACAAUAAAAAGAGGAGCUGUUAUUUCCAGUAACCUGUACAAAAUGAAGUUUGUGGCUGCCCAGCAUCAUCUGGAGAUGGACUUUUAACGUGAAUAAUGGACUUCAAAAACGAUGACAAGUGAUACGUGCUGUGCUGCACAGACUGGCAUUGCUGCAUCAGAUUUACUGAGCCACUUGAUGGCAGCCAUUUUGAAUGGGUGCGGUGGUGUGUAGUUUUAACUUUUAACUUGGUAGCACACUCACAGAACUAGAGGAGCAGCAUACAAACUGUGUAGCAAUUAGCUGCUCAACAGACAACCAGGAACUAAUUGUAGUAAAAUACUGAGAACAAUAUCUAUUUAGUGUUAACUGGCUAGUGUAUUUAAUGUGAAUCAGGCUGACGUAGAUCCGAGUGCAGUAGUAGCAGUUAAAGAAUAGUGCUUCUGUCAAGCUAAAGUACACCCACAAAAAAAACUGAGACUGCACACAUCUCAUACGAGAACACCUGCCACAUUUUUUGGUGCAAAGGCAGCACCUUUAAACGCCAAUGGACCAAGUGUUCCUCUGCUUGAAAUGGAUUUCUUUCUAUUGGUGAUAAUUGGAGGUAUCGCCAAUUCUCUGUAACGACUCGUAUCCUCUGAGUUGCAUUCUUUCUCUGUGACAGAGGAACAAAAAGUAAGGUGGGCAUCUCACAGUUCCCAGGAUUUGCUUUUCCAUGCAUACCAUGGAAAACAAAAUAAAUGUAGACAUCAAAAAAGAAGACUGUGAAUGGGAAACUGUGCAACAUCGGCUGAAGGUUGAUGGAAUUAAGAAAGAGGAGGAUUGUGAAUGGGAAAACAAAGUCAUUAAAGAAGAGCCUGAGCCAACCUUUACUACCACAGAGUUGGAAAAAACUGAAAAUGCAAGUUCAGGGCAAGAAGGUGGUCUUAAAUCGGAGUCUGACUCUCAGCAUGUGUCUCCAGAAGAAGUAGUCACUGGAACAAGCGUCACAGAAAGUAGAACUGAAUCACUCCAGAAUCCUCCUGCCCGGGUGAAGACUGAAUUUUCAGAUUCGGAUGUGAAGAAGACUGAAGAAGCAUCCUGUUCAAGCUAUUCAGGAGAAGAUUUGCAAGAAAGUGGCACCUUGUCCCCAACUUCAAACUCUCUUCACUGUCCGCCACAUCAAAAUGAAAAUCUGGAUAAACUGACGUCUAGGUCAGAUAUUUUGGUACAAACCUCAUCAUUUAGUCCUUUGUCUGUUGAGAAAUUAACAGAUGUAGAUGCAAUUACCCCUCAACAAUGGGGACAAUCAGCUUUGUCUUCUGAACAAACAUCAAAAACAAAAAAUAAGGGGAUACGUGCAAGACAGAAAGCGUAUUGCACGGAAUGUGGAAAACUUUUCUCUAGUAAGAGUAACCUUCAAGUGCACAAAAAAGUUCACACGGGGGAGAAGCCAUAUUGCUGUUCUGAAUGUGGCAAACGAUACACUGACAAGCGCAAUCUUCAGAUCCACACAAGACGUCACACUGGAGAAAAGCCAUAUUCCUGUGGUGAAUGUGGCAAACGAUACCCCGACAAAAGCUAUCUGCAGACUCAUAUGAGAAUUCACAAUGGAGAGAAGCCACAUUGCUGUUCUGAAUGUGGCAAGCGGUUCUUAAAAUUAAACACUCUUGAGACUCACAUGAGAAUUCACACAGGAGAGAAGCCAUUUUGCUGUUCUGAUUGUGGCAAACAUUUUUCUGACAAACGCAAUCUUCAGAUCCACACUAGAAUUCACACUGGAGAGAAGCCAUAUUCCUGUUCUGACUGUGACAAACGUUUCAACAACACAAGUAGUCUGUGGAAACACCGAAAAAUUCACACUGGAGAGAAGCCUUAUGCCUGUUCUGAAUGUGACAAACGAUUCUCACAAAUAGGAAACCUUCAGAGCCACGCAACAAUUCACACUGGAGAAAAGCCAUACUGCUGUUCUGAAUGUGGCAAACGAUUCUCUGAAAAACGCAAGCUCAAGGUACAUGCAAAAAUUCACAGUGAAGAGAAACCAUUUUCCUGUUUGGAAUGUGGCAAACGAUUUUGUGACAAGCAGCAUCUUCAGGCUCACAUAAGAAUUCAUUCCGGAGCAAAGCCACACAGUUGCGCUGAAUGUGGCAAACGAUUCUCUACUAAUACUCAGCUUCAGACUCAUAUGAGAGUACAUACUGGAGAGAAGCCAUAUAGCUGUUUGGAAUGUGGCAGACAAUUCUCAGCAAAGAGCAAGCUUCAGAUCCACACAAGAGUUCAUACUGGAGAAAAACCGUAUUGCUGUUUUGAAUGUGGCAAACAAUUCUCACAAAUAAACGCUCUUCACAUCCACGCUAGAAUUCACACUGGAGAGAGGCCAUAUUCCUGUUUGGAAUGUGGAAAAAAAUUUGCACAAAUAAGCAAUCUUCAUGUCCACACUAGAAUUCACACUGGUGAGAAACCAUAUUGUUGUUCUGAAUGUGGGAAAGGUUUCACGGAUAAACGUGGUCUUCAGAUCCACACUCGAAGCCACACGGGAGAGAAACCAUAUUGGUGCUCUGAAUGUGGCAAACGAUACUCAGAUAAACGCGAUCUACAGGCCCACACAAGAAUUCACACUGGAGAGAAGCCAUUUUGCUGUUCUGAAUGUAGCAAACAAUUCUCUGACAAACGCAAUCUGGAGAUCCAUGUUAGAAUUCACUCUGGAGAGCCAUAUUCCUGCUCUGACUGUAGCAAGGGCUUCUUCAACCUUAGCAGUCUUUGCAGACACAAAAGAAUUCACACCGGAGAGAACAAACAAAGGCCUAUCACAAAGUCCCCCACCUUGGGCCCAGACAGUAACACUGCAAUUGGUUAGACAGUAGAAAGGUGAGUUCAAAAUACUUUCACCAACUGACAGUAUCACAAAGUGGAAAUUAUGUUUACCACCUGUUUUCAGUUGCAUGUGUAUUUUCAGUUAAUACAUACUGUAGAUGGCUUAGCGGAGAUGAUUCUGGCAGAACACUUAACCAGGGCCACACUGGGUAGUUGGCUGUGCACUAGCUGGUUCAAGGUAACACAAGAAAACAAAGAGCUGAACUAACAGAUCUGAGGGAUGCUCCGAUCAGGUUUUUUAAGGCCAAUACCAAUCACCGAUUUUGUAUCUGACUGGCUGAUUCUGAUCUCCAUCCAUACACACACUCGCACAUUAUCUCCAUUUUAAAAUCUUUUAGUAGUAAGCUUCUGCAUCACCAGAUGCAAAGAAACCUUAUAUCCUAUAUUAAAGUGGAUUUUUAGAAUUCAACGAUAGAGAACAGGUGUUAACUGUUCAUUUUUUAUUCACAACUAGGGGGCUUCGCUCGCCAACCCCCGUGUUUUUGGU